This is a messenger RNA of Gongylonema pulchrum, 564 nucleotides long. The record is from the annotation of a GenBank genome assembly. Lineage: Eukaryota; Metazoa; Nematoda; Chromadorea; Rhabditida; Gongylonematidae.
GUCGAUGACGAUAUUAUUCCAGUAGACAUUGCAAAAAAUGCGCUUGAUUCUCACGAGUCCGGAAAGCUGGACAUAAAAGUUUUUGAUGGGGUGAAAGGCACUUUCUUGCGAUGCGCAUCUCUUUGCUCGAAUGCCACUUUUAAGGAAGAUAAUCGCGAUGUGAAAUUAUCAAAACGCGAAGCAAACGGCGAUGCAUCUGAAGUUGCGAUUUUGAAAUAUUGUGAAUUUACGUGUGGCGAUGUCGCUGCUUACCGUGAACUUUAUCCAAAAGUCUGCGAAAUACCGUUUAAUUCGACGAGCAAAUUCCAGGUCACUGCACCUGACCGCUGGUACUUGAUCAAUCAAAGUCGCAGGCGUGACACUGCAGCUUUGGUCAGAAUGGUGAUGCUACUGAUUCGGUUCAUCGGAGAUGCACUGUUUUCAAUGGAAUGGUCCGACAGGCACCUUGUAAGAGCGUUUAUUUUAGGUGUCGAUACACAGACGAGCGUCGGAUGGGUACUACAUUUUGGUAAUGAAGGGAGCGCCAGAGCAAAUUAUUGCACGAUGUGCAACAUACCUUCAUAG